This is a messenger RNA of Frankliniella occidentalis (western flower thrips), 863 nucleotides long. RefSeq names its product kxDL motif-containing protein CG10681. Gene Ontology annotation, cellular component: BORC complex. The coding region runs from base 23 to 658 and encodes 211 amino acids. The record is from RefSeq and is a predicted model, not a curated record. The transcript has 4 exons. Lineage: Eukaryota; Metazoa; Arthropoda; Insecta; Thysanoptera; Thripidae. Gene Ontology annotation, biological process: lysosome localization.
AAUUAGGACAAAUUACCUCGCAAUGGCAUCUGAAAACACACCCGAGAGUGAUUUGGGGAGCAUCGAGUGUUUUCAAAACUAUACUGCCUCUGAAGUAUUCAUUCAGGGGCUGGCAGGUAUUGUUGACCAACAAGAUGUAGAGGCAAUGGUUCGAGCUCAAAAACAAAUGCUACAACGAUUCGAAAAGACUAAUGAAAUGCUCACAAACUGUAACGCACUUUCAGUGAAUCGUUUGGCUUCAGCUGGGACUGAAUUUAAGAAACAUACUCAGCUCCUUGUUGACAUGAAGAAAGAUUUAGACCAAAUAUUUCGAAGGAUUAACAGCCUCAAGGCAAGGCUAUCAAAUCAGUAUCCUCAGGCAUUCGCUGCCGUCCCAAAACCUGUAUCUACUCUCUUGGAUGAGGAGGGUGAAGACUUGGAAGAUCCAGAGGGUUCCCUGGAUGGUAAUCGCACUCCAGUAGCACAAAUAGCUAUGCCAUUAGUAGAAGGGGCUGGUCCUGUGACAGUAGGAACUGAAGAUUCAAACGACGAGAAAGAAGAAGAGCGAGAAAGAGAAAGACAGUUAAGAAGGGGAGGUACUUUGAAGUCAAAUCGGAGCUCUUCAACAGAUAGUAACAAUGAAGACAAUUCAUCUCAAUGUUCUUCUGAUACUGGGUAGUCUUGAUGUUUAGGGGCCCCCGUGGAUUGUUAGUAUGGGGGGAUUCUGUAAACUGUGAUACUUUAUCUUAGCUACUUAUAUUUUAAAAUCUGCUUGAUUUUAGAUCAAAGCAAAACUUAAUUUAACUGUUUCUUUUGCAAGUACGUUAUUGAUUAUCUCAUUUGAGUAAGCUUAAGACCCCAAAUAAAUGCACAUUUGAAAGGAA